Molecule: messenger RNA, 4190 nt
Organism: Elgaria multicarinata webbii
Lineage: Eukaryota; Metazoa; Chordata; Lepidosauria; Squamata; Anguidae
Gene: MAP3K6
Product: mitogen-activated protein kinase kinase kinase 6
Exons: 28
Coding region: 198-4190 (1330 amino acids)
Biological process (GO): cellular response to stress; MAPK cascade; protein phosphorylation
Molecular function (GO): MAP kinase kinase kinase activity; ATP binding
Source: RefSeq, a predicted model, not a curated record
UAAACCUCGUUGGAUUUUUCUUCUUCUUCUUCUUCUUUCUUUUGCUUUUUGAUGCGUGCGUCUCAAAACGGUGAUGCGGGCGGAAAAGCCAGGCUGCUGCUGUUGUUUCCCUUGCUUUUUAAAAAUCUGAUGCAGGAGGGAAAAGUUUUGGCUGCGAUGGAAAGCGGCGAGUUCUGAGCCCUCCGAGGCAGCGCGGCAUGGAGGAAGAAAACGGCAAGCUCGCAAGCGCCGGGAGCCUCUGGCAGGACCCCUUAGCCAUCGCGGUCACCCCCAGCAAACCCGUCUCCGUAGGGAGCCAGAGCGCCGGAGGGGGCGGCGGCGGCGGCGGCGGCGGCGGCAGCAGCACCUGCAGCGGCAAAGACCGAGCUCUGAGCGUGGUCUAUGUCUUCACCGAGGAUGUGGAGGAACCGCUGCCUCUCCAGUGCUUACGGGAAGCCUGCAGGGAAGUGCCAGCGGCUGAGCUGACGACGGUGCCCUUUGGCACCGUGAUGCUGGGAGACACCGACACCUUGGACCGCUUCUACAACGCAGAUGUGGUGGUGGUGGAGAUGAGCCACACCCUAUGCCAGCCGUCGCUCUUCUAUCACCUGGGUGUGCGCGAGAGCUUCAGCAUGACAAACAACAUCCUCCUUUGCUGUUACACGGACCUUCCGGAGCUGCAGGCCCUCCGGGACUGCAACGGCAGCUACACCUUCAUUCCCUACGUGGUGACGGUCCAGAAGAAAGUCUUCUGUUGCGAUCCCAACGCCAUGAAGUGCCUGAGCGAACUCUACCAGCCCACCUUCAACAUGGCAGCUUUUUUUACCCCACUGUCCGUUGAGCUUGCAAGGCUGCUGGAAGGCACCUCGACCAGCGCCUGCGGCUACUUCCGGGAGAUGAUCCGGAGAGACAUCCGCAGGGCUCGCGAAAGAUACUGCGGGGAGCAGCUGAGCCGCGAGCUGACCAGCAUUCAGCAGCGCCUGGACAGUGUGGAGUGCCUCAGCCUCGAUAUCGUCAUGAACUUCCUCCUAUCCUACCGCGAUGCGCAGGAUUUCAAUGCCAUCAUCACGCUGGUGGAGACCUUGCAGGCUCUGCCCACUUGCAACGUCGCUGAGCAACACAACAUCUGCUUCCACUAUGCCUUUGCUCUUGACAGGCGGAACCACCCCGGUGACCGCGAGAAGGCACUCUCUGUUCUCCUGCCCCUGGUGGAGAGGCCUGAAGGUGCAGCGCCCGACCUGUACUGCAUGUGUGGACGCAUCUAUAAGGACAUGUUCAUUGAUUCUGGCUUCACCAAUGCCGAGAAGAGAGACCAGGCCUUUUAUUGGUACCACAAGGCCUUCUUAACGGAGCCGAGCCUCCACGCUGGGAUCAACUCUGUCGUCUUCCUCAUCGCCGCCGGGCACCACUUUGAAACCUCCAUGCAGCUUCGACAGAUUGGUAUGAAGGUGAGCUGUGUCCUGGGCCGGAAGGGCUGCUUGGAAAAAAUGCAACAUUACUGGGAUGUGGGGUUUUACCUGGGUGCCAGUAUCUUAACAGGUGACAUGGAGAAAAUCAUCCAGUCCUCAGAGAAACUCUAUAAGCUCAAUGCCCCUGUUUGGUUCUUGAUUUCCAUCAAGGAGACCUAUACGAUCUACAGUCAUUUCAUUCCUCCUUUGGAAACGUGGUCUCCCAAACAAGAGCUGGUAGAUUUCUGGCUGGGGGUCUUGAUGGAGUGUUGCCAGCCCUUUGUCUCCACAGAGCAGUGCCUGGUUUUGAUUCUAGAACUGGGCAGAGUGUUGCAGCCGUCCCAGCUGAAAAUCUGCAACCAAGAGACAAACAAAUCGGUGACGCUGAGUCACAUCGGCUCCCUGGAGGAGGAAGGAAUUUCCACCUGGACGUUUCCAGUAUCUGCCAUCCGUGGAAUCAGCAUCUCCAAGUGCGAUGAGCGGUGCUGCUUCCUGUACGUGCUGCACACAGCCGAAGACUUCCAGCUGUACUUCCCUACCCAGUAUCAUUGCCGCUGGUUUUGUGAACUGGUCCAUUCUUUCAUGGCAGAGAUGGGUGAGGAAGGGAAUAGCUGCAGCUUCCCGGAUGAACUAGAGUACGCCUAUGAAUACACGGAAGCAGGUGACCGGAUGAUUCUGGGUAAAGGGACCUAUGGGGUGGUCUACGCUGGGCGAGACCUCAGCAACCAGGUGCGCAUCGCCAUUAAGGAGAUCCCGGAGCGGGACAGCAGAUACUCUCAGCCUCUGCAUGAAGAGAUUGCUCUCCACAAGCGUCUGAAGCACAAGAACAUUGUCCGCUAUCUGGGCUCUGUCAGUCAAGAUGGUUUCCUCAAGAUCUUCAUGGAGGAGGUACCUGGGGGAAGUCUCUCCUCUCUUCUGCGCUCCAUGUGGGGACCCUUGAAGGACAAUGAGCCAACCAUAGUUUACUACACCAAGCAAAUCCUGGAGGGGCUGCGUUACCUGCACGACAACCAGAUCGUCCAUAGGGAUAUCAAGGGAGAUAACGUCUUGAUCAACACAUACAGCGGAGUAUUGAAAAUUUCAGACUUUGGCACAUCUAAAAGGUUGGCAGGGAUCAGCCCCAGUGCAGAGACAUUCACAGGCACUCUGCAGUACAUGGCGCCAGAAGUCAUUGAUCAAGGCCCCCGUGGCUAUGGCAAGCCAGCUGACAUCUGGUCCCUGGGCUGCACCAUCAUCGAGAUGGCUACAGGCAAGCCCCCGUUCUUCGAGCUGGGCAGCCCGCAGGCCGCCAUGUUCAAGGUGGGCAUGUUCAAGAUCCACCCUGAGGUGCCCAGUUCCAUGUCAGAGGAAGCCAAGGCUUUUAUCCUGAGUUGUUUUGAAGCCGAUCCAGACAUGCGAGCAACUGCUGCUGCCUUGCUUCAAGAACCCUAUUUGAAGGCACCCAAUCGGAAGAAAGCCAGGAGCCCAGUAGUGCCAGAUGAAUUGUCUGCCCCAAACACGCCUGAAAGGUCAACAUCAGUGGAGGGGGAUGGUGAGCCCAGGAACCGCUCAGCAUCCUUGCAGUCCUUGAGAGCACAGACAGAAAACAAAUUUCUUUCUCGGAGCUCCAGUGAGGUGGCCCAGAAAGUCAAUUUCCUAAGGGCUCCUGAGGAAUUCUCCCACCUUGACUUCAACCUCUCCUCUUCAUCCCACGAGGAGAGUGGCUGCCUGUUCUUGCUGAAGAAGGACAGCGAGCGGAGAGCCACCCUGCACAAGGUGCUGACGGAAGAGCUGUCCAGUAUUGCGGCUGCCCUUCAUGGGGCCCAGGAUGAGGCCUGGCCUUCUUCUCCCUCCUCGCCUCGGCGCCCGCUGGCCUUGGAACACAUCUCCCACCUGGUGUCCUGCCUCAAGAGUUACAUCCGCAGCCCCAGCCGGAAGCAGCUGACUCAGGACCUGCUCCAUCUCCAGGAGAGCUUGCAAGCGGGUGGGCUGGACAUCUGUCAGGUGCAAGCCCCGCUCUUCAACUUCCAAGACACCGUAAAGCAGGCCCUGCGGAAGCUUCAGAUCAAGCCUCACUGGGUGUUCGCUCUGGAUAAUCUCAUGGGGCAGGCGGUCCAGGCUGCUUUUACCAUCCUCUUAACAGAGCUCAAAGUGAAACCACAGCUUUCGCGGAGGGAAGGCCAGGAACACCUGAGCAGCCCGGAGGAAGAAGAGGACGAAAGCCUUUUAACCCAGGAGCCUCCAUCUUUGAAAAGUCAGGACGGGCCCCUCAAGGGCAACACAGGCACGCCAAGCUCCGGAAUUGGCACCACCACCAGCAGCUGGCUGGACUCCCAGGAUCCUCUGAAGGGCCGUUUGUCCCUCAUGGCCCAGCUGAACCAUUUGCAGGCCGAGACGAGAAGGCUGCAGUGGAAGCUGAUGGAGAAGGAGCGCGAAUGCCAGAGGCUCCUGCAGGAGGCUUUGCAGGAAGUAGAACGCGACGUCUGCAUGCUAAGUAGACCAACGCCAAUAGUAGUCUCUACUUCCCCAACUCUUUCCUGGGAGAGAGGGAAAGAGGGUGCCGAUCCCCUCCUUGUCGAGUGGUUAGAAAAACACGGUGCAGACAAACCCACAAUUGCAACGCUCUCGCACCAUGGCUUCACCCUGUGUGACCUGUUGAAUUAUGCCACGGCCGAUGACCUCCGGUACACCUGCAUCAGGGGGGGCAUGGUGUGCCGCAUCUGGAGAGCCAUCUUAGAACAUCGAGAAACCCUUGACCAACAGAUGCAAUGCACAGCCAACUGA